GGCGGGAGGCUGCGGCGCAGUGCAUCCUGGGUUGGCGUAGCCAUGGCGUCUCGUGUCCUCUGCGCCUGUGUCCGCCGCCUGCCCGCGGCCUUCGCGCCGCUGCCCCGGCUUCCCACGUUGGCCUUGGCGCGGCCGCUCAGCACCACUCUAUGCGCUGAGGGGAUCCGGAGGAGACCCGGGGCUCUGCAGUCCGCCUUGGCGCUCGCGCAGGUGCCUGGAACAGUCACACAUUUGUGCCGCCAGUACAGUGACGCACCCCCACUGACGUUAGACGGAAUCAAGGACCGAGUUCUGUAUGUCUUGAAACUCUAUGAUAAGAUUGAUCCAGAAAAGCUCUCCGUAAAUUCUCAUUUUAUGAAGGACCUGGGCUUAGACAGUUUGGACCAAGUGGAAAUUAUUAUGGCCAUGGAAGACGAAUUUGGGUUUGAAAUUCCUGAUAUAGAUGCAGAGAAGUUAAUGUGUCCACAAGAAAUUGUAGAUUACAUUGCAGAUAAGAAGGAUGUGUAUGAAUAAAGUAUCAGAGCCUUCUUCCUCACUGUGAGGACUCCGGAGGACACGCGAUGGCAUCGUGGCCGACUGACAGUGGUUCUGUUCAACUUGUAUUUAAAUUGUCUGAGUGUUUGCACCCUUUAAAAAUAAAUCUAUUACAAAACUAA
Messenger RNA from Mus caroli (Ryukyu mouse), 656 nucleotides. It is a transcript of the gene Ndufab1, whose product is annotated as NADH:ubiquinone oxidoreductase subunit AB1. NCBI's taxonomy places the organism in Eukaryota, Metazoa, Chordata, Mammalia, Rodentia, Muridae. Gene Ontology annotation, molecular function: acyl carrier activity; acyl binding. Gene Ontology annotation, biological process: fatty acid biosynthetic process. Gene Ontology annotation, cellular component: mitochondrion; respiratory chain complex I. The record is from RefSeq and is a predicted model, not a curated record.